Messenger RNA from Chanos chanos (milkfish), 2226 nucleotides. Its product is annotated as interferon-induced GTP-binding protein Mx2-like. The transcript has 15 exons. Bases 1 to 2226 code for a protein of 741 amino acids. Gene Ontology annotation, cellular component: cytoplasm; synapse; plasma membrane. Gene Ontology annotation, molecular function: GTP binding; GTPase activity; microtubule binding. The record is from RefSeq and is a predicted model, not a curated record. Gene Ontology annotation, biological process: defense response to virus; receptor internalization; synaptic vesicle budding from presynaptic endocytic zone membrane. Lineage: Eukaryota; Metazoa; Chordata; Actinopteri; Gonorynchiformes; Chanidae.
AUGUCUUCAUCAGUAGAUGACACCAUUGCCUUGGCAACCCACACUGUGCUUACCGACCUGGACAAAGGGAAUACAUAUGCAGGUCCCAGGUGGUCGAGAAUCGGCAGCUACACCUUCUCCUCGCUGAUCUUCAACACGGGCGCACCACAGGGUUGUGUGCUCAGCCUGCUCCUGUUCUCCUUGUUCACUGACAACUGUGCUGCCAAGCACAGCUCCAAUGUUAUCGUUAAGUUUGCUGACAUCAUGACCGUCCUGGGCCUCAAUGCAGACAGCGAUGACACAGCCUACAGAGAGGAGGUGAAGACACUAAUCAGCGUUGUUGCUACUGGGCAGCUUGCAAUCGCUCACACAGAUGAGUUCAUUACGCAGACAACAAAAAUGGAGGGAGUGUUCCAUAGUCACUUGGAUGAGAGAGUGCGUCCAUGCAUUGAUUUGAUUGAUUCACUGAGGCUGAUCGGCAUUGAGAAGGAUUUGCCUCUACCAACUAUAGCUGUGGUUGGAGACCAGAGUUCUGGGAAGAGUUCUGUGUUGGAAGCUCUUUCUGGAGUGGCACUGCCCAGGGGAAGUGGUAUUGUCACCAGGUGUCCACUGGAACUCAAACUACGCAAAGUGAAGGGGCAAAUCCAUUGGAGGGCUGUCAUAGCUUACAAAGACAAUGUUAUUGAGUUUUGUGACCCAUCUUUGAUUGAGGGAAAAGUGAAAGCUGCCCAGAAUGAGCUUGCAGGAAAAGGUGUUGGAAUCUGUAAUGAACUGAUCAGUUUGGAAAUCAUGUCACCAGAAGUGUGUGACCUCACACUCAUUGAUCUGCCUGGAAUUGCCAGGGUGCCUGUCAAAGGUCAACCAAAUGAUAUUGGCGACCAAAUAAAAAAACUGAUCCUGUCAUUCAUUGAGAAGAAUGAAACCAUCAACUUGGUAGUUGUUCCAUGCAAUGUUGACAUAGCAACAACAGAAGCACUGAAAAUGGCACAAGAAGUGGAUCCUGAAGGAAGACGUACUCUUGCUAUUCUGACCAAGCCAGACCUGGUAGACAAGGGAACAGAGAAGAACAUCUUGAACAUAGUUCACAAUCAGGUUGUCCCUCUGAGUAAGGGUUAUAUCAUUGUUAAAUGUCGUGGUCAGAAGCAGAUUGAUGACAAAAUAUCUUUAACAGACGCCAUGCGACUUGAGAGACAAUUCUUCGAGCAACAUGAUUACUUCAGAAGUCUGUUGCAUGAAGAGAAAGCCACUACUCAAUGUCUUUCCAAGAAACUAACUCAAGAGCUGCUAGACCACAUUAAAAAAUCACUGCCACUGCUGUCAGAGCAGAUUACGAAGCAGCUCUGGGAUGUGAGGAAGGACCUUACUGAGUGUGAGACGGGUCCACCUCUGGACCCUCAUGGGAGGAAAAUCUUCCUCAUUGAAACCUUAACCAGAUUCAAUGACAAGAUUGACCGUCUAGCAUCAGGAGAGGUGGUGACUGAGGAGAACCUAUUUACUGUCAUGCGGUCUGAGUUUAAAAAGUGGAAGGAUCUUCUUGAUGGAACCAAGGCAUCAUUUCACAAGACUAUGCAGGAUGUGGUACGUGAGUAUGACCAAAAACACAGAGGAAAGGAGUUGCCAGGGUUCUGCAACUAUAAUGUGUUUGAGAUGGUGGUGCAAAGACUGGUGAUCCAACUCAAAGGCCCAGCUGUUGACACACUGAGGAUCAUAAGAAACGCCAUCCGGAAACAGUUUACUGAUGUAUCCAAAGCCUGUUUCCCAAACUACCCUUUCCUUCAGUGUGUCACUAUGAACAAGAUUGACAACAUUCAGUCAAAGCAGGAAGCUAAAGUGGAGGAGAGGAUCAGGGAGCAGUUUGAUAUGGAACAACUUGUCUACACACAAGAUGGCAUCUACUUCAAAAUCUUGAAGGAGGAGACUCCCACUGUGGUGAAAGGUGAAAAGGCCACAAGGGACAAGGGUAUGACACCAGGCCUUGACGGCAGGACCAAAUAUCCUGAGAUGCUAAAGGCCUAUUAUGAGAUUGUGGUCCAGCGGCUGGCAGACCAGGUGCCCAUGCUGAUUCGUUUCUUCAUGCUGAAGGAGUCAGCUCGACUUCUCCGCAGUGAGAUGCUGGGUUUGGUGGAUGGUGCUGACGUGUGCGAGAUCCUUCGGGAAGAGUCUGAUGUCAAAAGACGGCGCGUAGACAUGCAGAACCGCGUGAACCGCCUGAGCAUGGCUCAGGAGAAGCUCAGCAACUUCAUCUGA